AUGCAAGUCUUGCGACACACCAGCACGCUGCCAUCUAGCAAAAUCCCCCACGUGGCGGUUAUCGGCGCAGGCAUUGCAGGACUUCGCUGCUCCGACGUCCUCGCCCGCAGCGGCGUUAAGGUGACACUGUUUGAAGCCCGAAACCGUAUCGGCGGGAGAGUCCAUCAGAUGGAAUCAGGUGGCUACCUCAUGGACAUGGGGCCAAAUUGGAUUCACGGCACUAAGGGGAAUCCCAUUAUGCAUCUCGCGAACAAGACCGGCCUGACCAUCUUGGAACCAGAAGAGCACCAGGCGCUUUUCGACACCGAGGGAAGAAGGAGAUCUGACUCUGAAGCCGUCUGGCUGUCGAGUAAAAUGUGGGAAAUGGUCGUCGAUGCUUUCAAGUAUUCCGACGAGCACUCUGCCGACAUCGACCCCCAAGUGAGUCUCUUUGAGUAUUUCAAAUCCAAGCUUGAUGCGGACAAAGAGCUCAGUGGACGGAGAAGAGAAGACCUUCUGCACGAAGCGCAGAUGUGGGGGCCUUUUGUGGGCGACUCGGUCGAGAAACAGAGUCUCAAAUUCUUCUUCCUGGAAGAAUGUAUCGAGGGAGAGACUGUCUUCGUUGCCGGAACCUACAGAGACAUUUUGAAGGAAAUUGGCCGCUCCGCGACAGACGAGAGUAAAGUCGACCUUAGACUCGAAACGGAAGUCGUUCAUUUCGAAACAACGUCCGACAACAGCAACGAAGACGGUAUCAAGGUUACCGUUACAGCUUCAUCUGGCGACCAAUCCAACUUCGACGAAGUCGUCAUCACCUGCCCGCUGGGCUGGCUAAAACGGCACCACACGCGGGCCUUCACACCGGCACUGCCACCAAGACUGGCUUCGGCCAUCUCCAAUAUCAACUACGGCCGCCUGGAGAAGCUCUACGUGACCUUCCCGUCCGCCUUCUGGCUUUCUCCUCCCGACACGGAGGAGAACCCCAAAAGCCUGUCGAGCUAUCCUAUAUUCACGCACUUCCAUGAUCCGGCCUAUGUGCCUCACGCGAAGGACGAAGCAUGGAACCAGUCCGUCGUCUCACUCGCUCACUUACCGCCGCAAUGCGCCCAUCCGACGCUGCUAUUCUACAUCUACGGACCCUGCGGUACACAUCUGGUCAAUUCCAUCAAGGACCUCCCUAGCCACUCGACAGAAUAUAACGCCACCCUCGACAGCUUUGCAUCCCCAUUUUACUCCCGUCUGCCCAACUACAACCACGUCGACCCCGCCUGCGAGCCCAGAUCGUUCCUGAUGACGAGGUGGCAGGCCGACCCUUUCGCGGGGAACGGCUCGUACUGUAAUUUCCAAGUCGGGCUCGAGCGGGGCGACGAGGACAUUGAAGUCAUGCGCGACGCGGGCGGGAUGUGGAAACGGGGCCUGUGGUUGGCGGGCGAACACACUGCGCCGUUUAUUGCAUUGGGAACGACGACCGGGGCGUGGUGGAGCGGAGAGGGCGUGGCGAGAAGGAUCUGCACGAAAUGGGGGAUCAGUGUGCCUGAGGAUGCGGCAGUGGAGGAGGCAAAUGGAAACGUUGUUCACUAG
This is a messenger RNA of Cladophialophora bantiana CBS 173.52, 1560 nucleotides long. RefSeq lists its product as uncharacterized. The coding region runs from base 1 to 1560 and encodes 519 amino acids. Gene Ontology annotation, molecular function: oxidoreductase activity. NCBI's taxonomy places the organism in Eukaryota, Fungi, Ascomycota, Eurotiomycetes, Chaetothyriales, Herpotrichiellaceae. The transcript has a single exon. The record is from RefSeq and is a predicted model, not a curated record.